AUGGCGCUGGCGCAGGAGGCGUAUCAAGCCCGGUGGCAAGCCACGGGGCUGCCCAUGGUGGUUCUCUUCAUCGCGCUGGAGGAGGAGAAGAACGAGCUCGACCACAGGAAGUUGGAGCUGUCAGCUCUGGGCUUGGGCCUCAUCCCGCUGCGCCGGAGCCUCCGCCAGCUGGCGGCGUCGUGCUCGCUGCGCCCGCUGAAGCCGCUGGACGCGACGGAGGCUGUGCGGGAGCCCAAGGCGCUCCUGGUGGAUGGCUACGAGGUUGCAGUGGCCUACUUCCGCUCGGGCUACUGGCCGCAGCACUUCGAGGGUGCUUGGGAGGCGCGGCGGGUGGUGGAGCUGUCGGAGGCGGUGAAGUGCCCGUCGGCGCCGGCGCAGCUGGCGGGCAUGAAGAAGGUGCAGGAGCUGCUCUGCCAAAGCUGCGAGCUCAUGAAGUUCCUGCCGGAGGAGAAGGCGCAGAUGGUGUCCAGGACGUUUGGGCAGCAGUUCGACCCCAGCUGUGACUCGCCUGAGACGAAGCAGGCGGUGCAGGCGGCUAUGACGAAUCCCGGAGACUGGGUGCUGAAACCGCAGGUGGAAGGAUCUGGGGAGCUCUAUUUUGAUGAGGACAUCCCCCGUAUGCUGACCAGUCGGUCUCAAGACCAACUGGCGGAGUUUAUCCUCAUGGAACGGGUGAGGCCGCCGUGCACCCCGUCGGCGGUGCUGGGCCCUGACGGCAAGGUGGUGCUGCGAUCUGCGGUGGCUGAGCUGGGCAUCUUCGGGGCCUUUGUGGCCGCAGGGAGCCAGGUGAAGUGCAACAAGGCGGUGGGGCACCUGUUGCGCUCCAAGGGGCAGCAGACGAAGCAGGGCGGCGUCUUUGUGGGGAACGCUACGGUGGAUGUCCCCUUCCUGGUGCCGCGUGACGUCUUCUGGCGCUCUGUUUUGGGUUGA
This is a messenger RNA of Effrenium voratum, 930 nucleotides long. The record is from the annotation of a GenBank genome assembly. Lineage: Eukaryota; Dinophyceae; Suessiales; Symbiodiniaceae.